Colletotrichum graminicola M1.001 is the source of this 1008-nucleotide messenger RNA. RefSeq names its product zinc-binding dehydrogenase. The record is from RefSeq and is a predicted model, not a curated record. The transcript has 3 exons. The coding region runs from base 1 to 1008 and encodes 335 amino acids. Lineage: Eukaryota; Fungi; Ascomycota; Sordariomycetes; Glomerellales; Glomerellaceae. Gene Ontology annotation, molecular function: oxidoreductase activity.
AUGGACGAAACCAUGAAAGCAGUCGAUAUCAAAGGGGGUAGAGGACCCAAAGAAAACCUGUACAUCAGGUCAGAUAUGCCGAAACCCAUUCCCGGUGAGGGAGAGGUGCUUGUGAAGGUCAAGGCGUUUGGAAUAAAUCGUAUGGACACCAUCCAACGCCAAGGGGACUACCCUUUACCGCCACAGGCGCCCAAGACCCUUGGUGUUGAGUUCAGCGGCACCAUUCAUGCUUUCGGCCCGGGCAGUCAUGGCCUGUUCAAACAAGGCGAUGAGGUUUUCGGAUUAGCCUACGGAGGUGCCUACGCUGAAUUCAUCGCUGUGAAUCAUCAAAUGUUGCUGCACAAGCCUACGAGUUUGACAUGGGAACAAGCUGCCGGGAUUCCUGAAACUUGGAUUACCGCUACACAGGCUCUCUUUCUCGUCGGGGAAUUCGCCGCAGGCAAGACAGUGCUCUGGCACGCUGGGGUAUCAGGCGUCUCUAUUGCCGGCAUUCAACUUGCCAAGGACGCUGGCGCAGCUGCUGUAUAUGCUACAGCUGGAUCCCGCGCAAAAUGCGAUUUCGUUGUCCGUGAGAUUGGAGCAACAGCAGCCUUUGAUUACAAAACAGAAGACUGGGUGGCACGUAUAAAGGAGACAACUAACGGUAACGGGGUGGAUGUUAUCAUCGACUUCAUCGGUGGCAGUUAUUUUCAAAAAAAUCUUGACGUUGCGGCCCGGGACGCUCACAUCGUCCAAUUAGGCUUACUAGGGGGGAGUAAGAUUGGUGAUGCAGAUAUCGAGCAACUGCUCUAUAAGAGGAUUCGAAUCGAGGGGAGCACAUUACGAAGUAGAGAGAUUGAGUAUCAGGGAAAGCUACGGGAUAGGCUGGAAGAGUAUAUCCCUCACUUUGAAACAGGCGACCUCAAGGUAGUGAUCGAUACAGUACUACCAUGGGAGGAGAUACAAAAGGCACACGGUAUGUUAGAGGCAAACUCUACCUCGGGGAAGAUCAUCUGCACUAUCUCAUAA